Messenger RNA from Leptonychotes weddellii (Weddell seal), 674 nucleotides. NCBI's taxonomy places the organism in Eukaryota, Metazoa, Chordata, Mammalia, Carnivora, Phocidae. The record is from RefSeq and is a predicted model, not a curated record.
UCUUUUAAAGAGCUGUCUUGUGGCUUUUGUUUUCGUCUAUGUGGUGACUGUAUUUUAGAAGUAGACAAACAUUCCUGGUAUAUAAGCCUGAAUAUUUUUCAGGGUUUUUUUUUUGGUGGUAAAAGAAGCUUAAAUGGAAAUGCAGGGGCAGAGAAAUCGUGCCUGGGGAAGUCCUGUGUGGUCCUGCCAAGUGCCGCAGCAGAUCUGUGUCACGGGGCUGCUAAUGGAUAUUGCACGCAAUUCAUAAAGGGGCAAAGGGAGAGAGACGCAGAGGGAUGGUGAGAAGCAGAGCCAGCAUUAAGGGCAGGAGCCCUGCAUGGUUCCGAGCUUCCCGUCGCAACAUGGAAGCCGUCGCCAAGUUUGACUUCACCGCCUCAGGCGAGGAUGAACUGAGCUUUCACACUGGAGACAUUCUGAAGAUCUUAAGUAACCAAGAGGAGUGGUUCAAGGCGGAGCUUGGGAGCCAAGAAGGAUAUGUGCCCAAGAAUUUUAUAGAAAUCCAGUUUCCUGAAUGGUUUCAUGAAGGUCUCUCGCGACACCAGGCAGAGAACUUACUUAUGGGCAAGGAGGUUGGUUUCUUCAUCAUCCGGGCCAGCCAGAGCUCCCCAGGGGACUUCUCCAUCUCUGUCAGGUACUGGCCAUUCCCAACCCAGACUGCUAAAGCCAUGAGGUGA